AUGUCCUCGACGGCCACCUCGGCGACGCCUGCCAGCCUACUUCAGCAGCAGCAGCAGCAACAACAACAACAGGAGCAGAACCAGAUGCUGCACAAUCAGCUGCUUUUCAUGCUGCAGCAGCACCAACAGCAGAAUCAGCAGCAGCAGCAACAACACCCAAAUAAUCAACAGUUGGCAGCAGCUGCUGCUGCGGCAGCCGCCGCCGCCCAAUCUCAUCCCUUUCUCCAAUACGGAAAUUCCGCGGCUCAGUUGGCGGCAAACGCCGCAUCAAUGUCCUCGCUGCUCAGUGCAGCGGCACAUCCAGCGACGGCGGCAGCCGCUGCAGCCGCCGCCGCCGCCAUGAUGCAACAUUCAGCAAAAGGAAAUGGUGCAANCCACCACAAGUCAUCCUCAGCCAAAGCACACCACAAUCACAAUCACAACCACAACCACCUGGGACGUGAUCACCACCUCAAAAACCAGCCAUCAUCAAAGCCGUCAGAGGAUAGCAGACGCAGUAGUGAUCAUCACCACCACCACAAGCCCUCACACAGCCCAGAUGAGAUCGACAAGCUAAAGAUGGCAAACAAGGUCGCUGCAGCUGCGGCAGCGGCGGCCGCAGCAGCUGCCGCAAUCAACGUCAGAAAUGACAAAGAAUCAGCAAAUCAGCAAAACAAAAAUUCUAAUAGCUCCAACAACAACUCCAAACAGCAACAACAGCAGCAAUCAUCAAA
This is a messenger RNA of Rhagoletis zephyria (snowberry fruit fly), 713 nucleotides long. Its product is annotated as box A-binding factor-like. The record is from RefSeq and is a predicted model, not a curated record. NCBI's taxonomy places the organism in Eukaryota, Metazoa, Arthropoda, Insecta, Diptera, Tephritidae.